Sitophilus oryzae (rice weevil) is the source of this 1359-nucleotide messenger RNA. RefSeq lists its product as uncharacterized. The record is from RefSeq and is a predicted model, not a curated record. The transcript is spliced from 2 exons. NCBI's taxonomy places the organism in Eukaryota, Metazoa, Arthropoda, Insecta, Coleoptera, Curculionidae. Bases 363 to 1247 code for a protein of 294 amino acids.
AAUACUGUCAAAAUAAAGUCCUAGAUCCCAAUUUGAAACACCGUGUACACGGGUCUUAGAAAUAUUCAAGACACGAGAUAUACCAAAAAACGAUGAAUUUUUGAGAUAAACAGAAUAGAAUCGAUACUCCGAAUCGAUUCGAUCCUGACCAUCCCUAGUCUUUAUCUAUGGCCUACUCUAUGCACACAUUCUCUCUCCUUCAUCUGUGGUAGCUAAUCAGCUGAAGCCAGUUGUGAUUUAAGUGUGAGAAGUUAACCACAAAAAUAAAAAUGUUUCAUUUCUUUUUUGUUUUACAUCUUGUUUAAUACCUGUAAACGUUAAUAAAUAUUGUUCCUGUAAUUAUUACAUGAUUAUUUUGUAAAAUGAGUGAGGACAUUAAAAACAAACCUCCAACACAUAUACUAGUGGACUGGAACUUCUUUCUCAACCAUCAGAAAAACGUCAAAAUUCCCAUCUACUUCGACAAAGAAAAUUGGAUACUUAACAAUUUAUACAGAGUUCGAAUCAGUCACGUAUACGAUCCAUCGAAAUUCUGGGUGGUGCCCAAAGAAAAAGAACUAGACCUCUUCCAAAGAUAUCUACACAAUUUCUAUUCAAAAUACAAAGAUUCUUAUCGCAUCCCUGAAAUCAACUUCAGUCUGCAAAUGUACUGUGUGGCAUAUACAGAGGAAACAUUUUACAGAGGCAGAUUGGUCAAUGUUCCAUUAACUAAUCAGGAGAAACACCUGGCCUGGGUAUUUCUCAUAGAUUUUGGAUAUAUGGUCAAAGUUGAAUUAAACAACAUUUAUUUUAUGACUACCAAGAUGUAUACGGUACCACAAUUUGCAAUUAGAAGUGGAUUGUCAGGAUUGGGUCCUAUCGAUUCUAGUACCUGGCAUUCAGAUGCAGUUACAAAAUUUACCGAACUUGUACUGAACAAAGUACUUUUUGGUCUAGUUACUAGUAAAGACGACAAAAACAAAAUACUGUGGCUGAACUUGGGUGAAUAUCAGGGGAGCUCCCAAAGUUUACAGUCCAUAAACGAAAUUUUGAUUCGGGAAAAGAUAGCAAAGCAAUUGACGGUUGCAGAUGUUAGGGGAUUGAAACGCACAGAGAGAAAGAAACGUACACCGUACAUGGCGUUUCACAAUAUCGAGCCCAUUAUACCGUUUUUGUUACCGACGUUUGACAGUCUGGAGAAUAAUUUCUGUGCAGAUACGGCUGUAGCCAAUGAUCUAUUACAGCAGUUUCAACUGAAGAGAUACUAAAGACUAAUUUUUUAUCUGUUAUUUCUUAAUCUAAAGCUUUCUAUUAGUUAUCAUGUUAUUAAUAUGAUUUGUACCUUGUUAUGAAAAGAAUAAAAUUCCUUGUUUCAAUAUA